Messenger RNA from Trifolium pratense (red clover), 709 nucleotides. RefSeq names its product 60S ribosomal protein L32-1-like. Bases 159 to 560 code for a protein of 133 amino acids. Gene Ontology annotation, cellular component: ribosome; cytosolic large ribosomal subunit. Gene Ontology annotation, biological process: translation. NCBI's taxonomy places the organism in Eukaryota, Viridiplantae, Streptophyta, Magnoliopsida, Fabales, Fabaceae. The record is from RefSeq and is a predicted model, not a curated record. The transcript has 4 exons. Gene Ontology annotation, molecular function: structural constituent of ribosome.
GUAUAAGCCCACUAAUUUUCGAUAACCAUAUUAUUUCGCGGUGGACCGAAUAACACCGAAUCAUUACCCAAUUGAUAUAUAUACCAAAUACAAAACCCUAAUUCAUGUUGCCUCAUUGCUUCUUACAUCUCCGAAGCAGCAUUUGAAGCAGAGACAAGAUGGCCGUUCCUCUUUUAGACAAGAAAAUUGUGAAGAAGCGGGUCAAGAGGUUCAUCAGGCCUCAAAGUGACAGGAAAAUAUGUGUCAAGCCAAGCUGGCGCAGACCCAAGGGUAUUGAUUCACGUGUAAGAAGAAAGUUCAAGGGAGUAACCUUGAUGCCAAACAUUGGUUACGGCUCAGACAAGAAGACCCGCCACUAUCUGCCUAAUGGGUUCAAGAAGUUCCUUGUCCACAAUGUCAAGGAUCUUGAACUUUUGAUGAUGCAUAACAGAACAUACUGUGCUGAGAUUGCACACAAUGUGUCAACAAGGUUAAGAAAGGCAAUUGUUGAACGUGCUGCUCAAUUGGACGUUGUUGUGACCAACAAACUGGCUAGGUUGCGCAGCCAAGAAGACGAGUGAUUUCUCUUGCAAUGUCAAAUUAUUUUUGUUUUUGUUAUGAAGAUGACAGAAAAUCCUUUGAAUUGUUGUUUGGUGGAUUACUGUGUUUGAACCUAGAGCUUUUAGUUUUGACUACUCAAGUUCUAAUUUAUUGCAAGUCUUUUGGAACA